Messenger RNA from Trematosphaeria pertusa, 861 nucleotides. RefSeq names its product ATP synthase subunit 4 mitochondrial precursor. The transcript is spliced from 4 exons. The coding region runs from base 10 to 747 and encodes 245 amino acids. NCBI's taxonomy places the organism in Eukaryota, Fungi, Ascomycota, Dothideomycetes, Pleosporales, Trematosphaeriaceae. Gene Ontology annotation, biological process: proton motive force-driven ATP synthesis. Gene Ontology annotation, molecular function: proton transmembrane transporter activity. The record is from RefSeq and is a predicted model, not a curated record.
UCUGCAGCAAUGGCCUCUCGUCUCGCACGGAGCGCGGUCGGCGCCGCCCGUCUCCGCCCAACGCUCCCUCUCCGAACCUUCCCAGCCAUCACGGCCCAGAUCACGCCGGCCCGCUACAACUCCAAUGUGCCGCAGGAAGACCCCAAGAAGAAGGCCCAGUCGCUGCUGGACGCGAUACCCGUGCCCGGAAACAGCCCCAUCACCAAGGCCGCCGUGCUCUCCGCCGGUGCGGGCUUGAGCGUAGCGGCUAUCAGCAACGAGCUCUACGUCGUCAACGAGGAAUCCAUCGUCGCCCUCAGCUUGCUGACCAUUUUCUGGGCCGUCGCUCACUACGCCGGCCCCGCCUGGUCCAGCUAUGCGCAGCAGCAAAUUAACAAGAUUUCGGGCAUCCUAAACGCUGCUCGGGCGGAUCACACCCAAGCUGUGAAGGAACGCAUCAGCAGCGUCCAGGAGCUUGGGGGUGUCAUUGAUGUCACCAAGACCCUGUUCGAGGUGUCAAAGGAAACCGCCCAGCUCGAGGCGAAGGCCUUUGAGCUCGAGCAGAAGACCGCCAUUGCUGCUGAGGCGAAAUCCGUUCUUGAGUCGUGGGUGCGAUAUGAGGGGCAGGUGAAGCAGAGGCAGCAGCGCGAGCUCGCUGAGUCCGUCAUUGCCAAGAUUGAGAAGGAGCUCGAGAACCCGAGGGUCCUCAAGCAGAUUCUCGACCAGAGCGUCGCGGACGUCGAGAGGAUCGUUUCGCAAAAGGCAUAAGCGACCAGAAAACGUUUCCUUAUCCAGUCAAUUAGGAUCCGCCCCAUGUUACAUAAAUCUGUGCAAUAGUCAAUCCGGUCCGAUAGAGUACCCUCAGAGUCAAUUUCAUUUCGU